CACCCCUUACUAAAACACAUAAUUAAAAAAAAAAAAAGCAUUCAAUCUCAAAAUCACAACCUUUUUCACUCCAACCCUGAUGACGAACACGACCCUCCUCUCGAUUCCUUCUUCUUCUUCUUUAAACUCUCCGUCUUCUUCUUCUUCUUCUUCUCCAUUAGCUCUCAUCCUUCCCCUCCAAACAAUGCAUCUCUUCAUAUCUCUUCUUCUCCUUCUCCUCUCCCACUCUCCCACUCCAUCCCUCUCUCUCAACCAAGAAGGCCUUUAUCUCCUCACCGCCAAAUCCCACUUCGACGACCCAUCCAACUCCUUGUCCGACUGGAACUCCCGCGACCAAACUCCAUGCCAAUGGGCCGGCAUCUCCUGUUCCCCCACCGCCACCGGCGCCGGCACUGACACUGUCACCUCCGUCAACCUCUCCGAGUUCAACCUUUUGGGUCCCUUCCCCGAAGUCCUCUGCCGUCUUGACAAUCUCACCUUCAUCGACCUCUCCUACAACUCCAUCAACUCUACUCUUCCGUCUUUGCUUCUCUGUAACUCCUUGGUCCACCUCGACCUCUCCCAGAACCUCCUCACUGGCUCUCUACCUUCCUUUCUCUCCUCCCUUCCUUCUCUUACUUACCUUGAUCUCUCCGGCAACAACUUCACCGGCCCUAUUCCUAGCUCAUUCUCACUCUUCCCCAGUCUCCAGAUCCUUUCCCUCACUGGCAACCUUCUCAACGGGACUAUUCCCGCAUCUCUCGGCAAAGUCUCCACUCUCCGCCAGCUUAACCUCUCCUACAACCCGUUUUCUCAUGGCCCUGUUCCGGCGGAGAUCGGCAAUCUUGCCAGUUUGGAGGUUCUUUGGCUAGCUGACUGCAACCUUGUUGGCCACAUCCCGGACUCGCUCGGCAAACUCUCGAAACUCCAAAACUUGGAUCUUUCCACCAAUUCUCUCACCGGCGACAUCCCCGAGUCUCUGACACGCCUCUCCAGCGUCAUCCAGAUCGAGCUCUAUAACAACUCACUCUCUGGUACUAUUCCUUCUGGUUUUUCCAGCAUUUCCACGCUUCUACGCAUCGAUGCUGCGAUGAAUCUUCUUAAAGGUGCGAUUCCGGACGAUAUUUUUGAGAUUGAGAACCUCGAAAGCUUGCAUCUUUACCAGAACCAGCUCAACGGCAGCAUCCCUGCUACGGUUUCCAAGUCUAAGAAGCUUGUCGAGCUCCGGCUGUUUGCCAACCAGCUCACUGGGUCUCUUCCUCCGGACUUUGGCAGGAAUUCCUCUCUCUUGUAUUUGGAUCUCUCUGAUAAUAUGCUCUCUGGUGCGAUUCCUGCCGGAGUUUGCGAGCGUGGAACACUUAUGGAGCUGCUCUUGAUCGACAACCAGUUCACCGGUAGCUUGCCAGAGAGCCUCGGCAAAUGCCGAACUCUCAGACGGAUCCGGCUGGCGAACAAUCAACUCUCAGGGCCAAUCCCUGACGAUCUCUGGGGUUUGCCGCACGUCUCGCUCUUGGAACUCGUCAAUAACUCGUUCACCGGCAGUAUCUCCCCUCAAAUUUCCGGCGCUGCCAAUCUCUCCAAGCUUCUCUUGUCCGACAACCAGUUCAGUGGAAACAUUCCAUCAGAAAUUGGAAUGGCUUUGAAUCUCUAUGAAUUCUCCGCGGAUAACAACAGACUAACUGGCCCACUUCCGGCUUCUCUUGGUGAUCUUACUGACGUUUUUCGGCUGAGCCUUAGCAAUAACUCACUUUCUGGUGAUCUUCUUAGGGGAAUUCAGUCAUGGACGAAGCUCACUGAGCUCACUCUUUCUGACAAUGGCUUCACUGGAACGAUACCUUCGGAGCUUGGUGAUCUCCCUGUUUUGAACUAUCUUGACCUCUCUGGUAACAAGCUCACUGGUGAGAUUCCUCUGCAGCUGCAGAACCUGAAGCUUAAUCACUUCAAUCUUUCAGAAAACCAGCUCUCAGGGCCAAUCCCACCGUUUUAUGCCUCCGAGGCCUACCGGGACAGCUUCCUGGGCAACCUGGGCCUUUGCGGUGACCUGCCUGAUCUAUGUCCUAGCUCACAAGAUCAUGCUUCCGAUCACCAUGGAGUAUUUUGGCUUAUUCGGUCCAUUUUCAUCAUCACUGCAUUGGUUUUGAUCAUUGGUAUUGCUUGGUUCUACUUGAGGUAUAGGAAUUUCAAGAAGGCUAAGCUUGGGAUGGACAAGUCUAAGUGGACAUUGACUUCGUUUCACAAACUGGGAUUCAGUGAAUAUGAGAUAUUGGAUUGCCUUGAUGAAGAUAAUGUUAUUGGCAGCGGAGCCUCGGGGAGAGUUUAUAAGGCUGUGCUUAGCAAUGGUGAGGCGGUUGCGGUGAAGAAGCUCUGGGGGCCAUCAAACAAGAGUGCGGAGAAUUAUGAUAAGGCUUCUAAUGAUGCGUUUGAGGCUGAGGUGACAACACUUGGUAAGAUCAGGCAUAAGAACAUUGUGAAGCUGUGGUGUUCUUGCACUCACAAGGAUUGCAAGCUUCUUGUGUAUGAAUACAUGCCUAAUGGGAGCUUGGGGGACUUGUUGCAUAGCAGCAAGGGGAGGCUUUUGGAUUGGCCGAUGAGGUAUAAGAUCGCAUUGGAUGCAGCCGAGGGCUUGUCGUAUUUGCAUCAUGACUGUGUGCCACCGAUCGUGCAUAGAGACGUCAAGUCGAACAACAUCUUACUAGAUGAAGAGUUCCGGGCGAGAGUUGCUGAUUUCGGUGUUGCAAAGGCUGUUGAGGCGAUUGGAAAGGGGCCGAAAUCUAUGUCGGUCAUUGCUGGAUCAUGUGGAUAUAUCGCACCAGAGUAUGCUUACACUCUUCGGGUGAAUGAGAAGAGCGACAUAUACAGCUUCGGCGUCGUAAUUCUUGAACUAGUAACCGGAAAACCACCAGUAGAUCCUGAAUUCGGCGAGAAAGAUCUCGCAAAAUGGGUGUGCAGCAUAUUGGAUCAAAAAGGUUUAGACCAUAUCAUAGACCCAGAACUCGAUUCCUGCUACAUGGAGGAGAUAUGCAAAGUCCUAAACAUCGGCAUUCUUUGCACAAGCUCACUUCCGAUAAACCGUCCAUCAAUGAGAAGAGUCGUCAAGAUGCUGCUCGAAGUCUGCCCAGAUGAUAACGACAACAACAAAAGCAAGAAGACUGAAACUAAAGAUGGAAAACUGCCUCCAUACUACGAUAACUCUGAACACAGCAGCAUUGCUUGAGAGGAUACAAGAAAAUGAUUAGGAUUACUAAUUUUUCCAGCAAAGUUAUCCUGAUUCAAUGCACAAGAUCACCUGGUGAAUUUUUUUUUGAAGAUUCUUAAGGUUGCUGUGACAAAGUCCUAUGUGAGUACUGCCUGGCUGUGUGUAGGGGCCAUCACAUUGAUAUUGUGAUGGAUAUGGUCUCUUCUCUUUGAGACAAGCCAAUAUGGGAAGGAAUGGUUCUGGGUGGGAAUGGUGGGUGGGGUGGGAUUCUAAUGUGCCAGAGAAGUUGGCAAGAUAUGUCUUCAUUCCAAGACUAGUUGUUCAAAUUGUUUGGAAUUGAUUCUCCCUACCACCACUACAACCAAUGUUUGCUGCUUGUUGAGGAAUCUCUAUCUUUCUAUAUAUUUUUUAAGAAUAGUCAAAUUAUAAAUAGUGUGAUUUGAGUUUGAUGAGGGUGUUGUUUCAUGAAUCUUAUCCAAAUGUUGAUCUUGGUUCUUGUGUAUCUUACCGUGUAAAUCAUGUGAAGCAAUGGUAGCUUUCAUGGAGGAUUGAGACUGUCUUCUUGGUUUUGGGUUA
Messenger RNA from Dioscorea cayenensis subsp. rotundata (Guinea yam), 3751 nucleotides. RefSeq names its product receptor-like protein kinase HSL1. The coding region runs from base 80 to 3193 and encodes 1037 amino acids. Lineage: Eukaryota; Viridiplantae; Streptophyta; Magnoliopsida; Dioscoreales; Dioscoreaceae. Gene Ontology annotation, biological process: protein phosphorylation. The record is from RefSeq and is a predicted model, not a curated record. Gene Ontology annotation, molecular function: receptor serine/threonine kinase binding; ATP binding; protein kinase activity. The transcript is spliced from 2 exons.